Molecule: messenger RNA, 1206 nt
Organism: Aspergillus niger
Lineage: Eukaryota; Fungi; Ascomycota; Eurotiomycetes; Eurotiales; Aspergillaceae
Exons: 2
Coding region: 1-1206 (401 amino acids)
Source: RefSeq, a predicted model, not a curated record
AUGACGACUCAAUAUAUUCAUGGAGAGGAACCGGAGCAUACAGACGGAGGCUACUCCACUGGCCAGCCGAUGGCUGCUUUAAAGCCUCUUGCAUACCAUCAAGCGGCUUAUUCCCAAACCUCGAGUGAAAACAACACUUCAGUACAGCAAGAUUGCUACAAUGACUUCUCUUCUCAAUACGCGAAGGAAGUAGCUUGCCCAGAAUCGAACAUCAAUUUCCGCGGUGUGGAGGACUGCAAAUGGAACGCCAAACCUGCCAGAUUCAAACCGUGCGCCAUUCCUCAGUUGAACAAGCUUUGGUGGGGAGGACCUAAUGCGAAUCCCUUUGUGCGCGCGUGGGCACCCCCACUGACUCUACACGGCAUCUCGAAAGGGGAGUUUCUCAGAUUCAUCGAUGGACUGAACGAAGCCUGGCUUAUCAAUCCAUCACUAAAUUACUUUAGUAUGGCAACUGGGCUCACUGGGUUGGCUCUGACCUUUGAGCCACAUAUAGGCUCGGCCUUCGGGGCUACAUCAUUAGCAGCAACGGCUGCUGCCGCGGUGGUUACGAUGCAACGUACAAAAAGUUACUUGAAAACUUGGAACGAGACACUAUUCAAUCCCGUCGGCUUACAGGCAAGGGUACUCAAAACAGACAGUCUAAUGCAUGUUAUUGGGUAUAAGGGGGGUAACGCAUGGGAGCGAUAUGAACAUAAUAUACAGGGCAGCCAGGGAGUGGAGAUAGGGCCAAACAAUGAUACCAAGGAUCGAUCACAAGAGAAGGUACAAUCUGACAUUCACAAAAUCCUACAGAGAAAACUAGAGCCGAUAGGCUCGUAUGUCAUGCCCCUCACUUUUGAUGCUGGCCCCUCUGUUCAAAUGAAUGGAGUGAUGAAGAAGUGGGGUGCUACGGAGAGUAACCGGAUUGAAAAGCUGCAACUUAAGAUGAUGCAACAUGGAGAGAAGAAAAGAGCAGAGAAAUUCCAAAAAGAGCACCAGACAGCGGAGAACCUACGAAUGCAAAUCCAAGAGCUCACCAUUCUCGGGGAGAAGGAGAGGGUGAUAGCGAACUUAAAGCAAAAGCUUGAACAUGUUGAGAAGGAUAUUGGAAAAAGUUACGACAAAAAGAUCAAAAAAACUGGGAAAGAGGCGGAGAGGGUUCGUUGGAUAGUUAUCACUAGCCUUGAGGACGCAUCGGUAGAAAGGCUGGGCUAUGUUGAAGAGUAA